Molecule: messenger RNA, 3418 nt
Organism: Glycine soja
Lineage: Eukaryota; Viridiplantae; Streptophyta; Magnoliopsida; Fabales; Fabaceae
Exons: 7
Coding region: 1-2700 (899 amino acids)
Molecular function (GO): helicase activity
Source: RefSeq, a predicted model, not a curated record
AUGGCUCUUCUGCAGCCAAGGAAGAUGCAGAUGGUGAGAGAACAAAUGACAAAAAGGAAGAGGUUCCAGGUGAAGAAAAUCCCUGAGACAUUUUCGUCGACGUCUAUUUAUUUGAGAUCAUUCAUUUUACCACUUGUUGAGGAAACGCAUGCAGAUUUGCUAUCAUGCGUAAGGACAGUGUCAAAGGCACCGAUACGUCAAAUAGCCAGUGUCAGAAAAACUAAGAAUCAUCAGUUUCCCAGUGAUCUUUUCUACCAAAUUACUGUUUUGAAAAAGCAAGGAGGGCGUGCAUAUGUGCCUGCAGUUGGAGACCUCAUCGCUGUAACUAAUCUACGACCAAAAUGCACCGAUGAUUUGAACAGUCCUUGUGUUUUUGCCUUCGUUCACCGUGCUUCUAAUAACUCUGUCACCGUCUUAUCAUCUAAACUUAUAGCGGCUCAAGGUGUGCAUGACCAAAACAAAGAUAUUCUAUUCGCGGUUUAUCUUACAAACCUGACCACAAAUAUAAGAAUCUGGAGAUCACUCAACAGUGAGCUGGAAGCAAGGAACCUGAAUAUGAUAGAUGAAGUUCUUCAACUCCGUUCUUCUGAAUGUGGUACCUGUGCUGAGUGGCUUGACAAUGGUUUAAACUCUGAAAUAAGAGGCAAAAUAUGCAACUCUGAUUUGAAUGACUCACAAAGAGAUGCAGUUCUAAGUUGCAUUAGCCUAAGGGAAGAAUGGCGUCAUCAAAACUCUGUGAAGCUAAUAUGGGGACCGCCAGGCACUGGAAAGACCAAAACCGUUGGUUUGAUGCUAUUCUGUCUUUUGAAAUUGAAGUGCAGAACUCUGACAUGUGCUCCGACUAAUGUUGCUGUGCUCGAGGUUGCAAAGCGUGUUUUAGUUCAAGUGAGGAAAAAUGAGUCUCAUGAAUAUGGUGGUUACGGCCUCGGAGAUAUUGUGUUAUUCGGGAAUGGAAAGCGAAUGAACAUUGAUGACCAUAUUGAACUUCAUGAUGUCUUUCUUGACUAUCGUGUUAAUGCACUCAGAAAAUUUUUGGGAGUGUGGAAGCAUAGCUUAGCUUCAAUCAUAUCUUUGCUUGAGAACCCACAAAGACUGUUUCUAGAGUACGUGAAUAAAACAGAGGAAGAUGUGAUUGUGAAUGACCAUUCUCAAAGCAAGAAAAAUGAACAGGACACUGCAGAACCUUGGACAUUUGAGGAGUUUAUAAAUAAGAGACUUGAUAGUUUGCGAGAACUGCUAACCUUUAGUUUUAUGAAUCUUUGUAAGCAUCUACCAACUUCUUUUAUUUCACUAACAGAUGCGACAAACACGUUUCGAGCCCGCGAUCUCCUUCACUCUAUUUCAACACUUGUCGGCAAACAGCAUGAGGGGAUAAAACAAGAGUUAUAUGGUUCAAAACACAAUGAAAGUGAGAGAUUGACCAUAAAAGAAUGUCUUGAUAUACUAAAGUUGCUUCCUAAGAAGUUUCGUAUUAGAGGAUCAUUGAGAGAUUUCUGCUUGUCUAACGCAUGCUUGGUGUUUUGUAUCGUGUCAAGUAGUGCCAAGUUGCACGAAAAGGGAAUGACUCCAAUCGAGUUAUUGGUUAUUGAUGAAGCGGCGCAGCUCAAAGAAUGUGAAGCAACCAUUCCCUUGCAGCUUUAUGGCAUACGCCAUUCAAUUCUCAUAGGAGAUGAAAGGCAGCUUCCAGCAAUGGUUCAAAGCAAGAUUUCUGAAAAGGCUGAAUUUGGGAGAAGUCUGUUCGAAAGAUUGGUGCAGUUGGGGCACAAGAAGCACCUUCUUAAUGUGCAACACAGAAUGCAUCCAUCUAUCAGUUUGUUCCCUAAUACGGAGUUCUAUAGAAGUCAAAUUUUGGAUGCUUUGAACGUGAAACAGAUAGGCUACGGCACAAGUUUCAUUCCUCAGAUGAUGUAUGGUUCAUAUUCUUUCAUAAAUGUGCCGUUCGGGAAGGAGGAAUUAGAUGGCAAUCAUAGUCAAAGAAACAUGACUGAGGCUUCCGUUGUGUCGGAAAUAGUCAAGAUUCUUCAUGAAGAAUAUGUUAGGACAAAUAAAAAGGUGAGUGUGGGUAUUAUAUCACCAUACAAGGCCCAAGUUUAUGCCAUUGAAGAAAAAGUAAAGAGACAUUCUAGUAGAGUUUCAGAUAGUGGUGGCUUUGAAGUGAGGGUUGGUUCAGUUGAUGGGUUCCAAGGGGGUGAGGCAGAUGUGAUAAUCAUAUCAACAGUUAGAUGCAAUAACAAGGGCUCUAUUGGUUUUCUUUCCGACCAGCGGAGGGUGAAUGUGGCAUUGACACGUGCUAGGCAUUGCCUUUGGAUAUUGGGGAACGCAACAACGUUACUGAACAGCGAAUCUGUUUUGAAGAAAUUGGUCAUAGAUGCCAAAAACCGGGGCUGUUUUUAUAACGCUCUAGAAGACAAAUGCUUGGCAAAGACUCUUUUAUAUUCCCUGAUUGAGUUGAAUGCAGUAAAUGAUUUGGACAACGUGCUUUCUUCAUUGUUCAACGAUGCAAGAUGGAAGGUUCGUUUCAGUGAUGAAUUUUGGGACUCCUUGAGAAGAAUUGGAAAAAGGGAGACAUUCGAACAAGUGUUCUAUAUAUUACAAAAGCUCUCGAAUGGUGGGCGUGAGAAUCACAAGUUAAUGAGUCACUUAGUCUUGUGUGGACUGUGGACAUUCUUCAGGAGAACUUACACUGCAUUCAGGUUAUGAUAGUCUGGGAUAUCUUGCCGCAUUCUCAUAUCUACAAUAUAGCAAAACGUCUUGACAUAGUGUAUAGUAAUUAUACAACUCUUACGAUAGACCAGUGCAAAUACCAAUGUGUUCAGGGGUAAGAAUCCAUUUCAUUUUGGUGUAACUUGUUCUAGUAGUCAAUUAUAUGUCGCGUAAGGAAAAGUUAAUUCAAUAGCCUGGUCACCACAAGGGUUCUGAGCUUUGUGGCAACAAUCUAACAAACCAAAUACCGUUUUUCAUAUGGAUUCUACCUACUUAGCCUAACCUCGUUGGUUCAAUUCUAUGCCAGAUAGAGUCUAAUUCUUGUCUUUCAAAUUGUUUAUAGGAAUGUUGUCAUUCCAAUGUGGUGGCCAGACGAGGACUCUAGCAAGUAUUCCAUAGUUAAUGUUGGGCUGUUGUCCGAAUCAUUUGCUUGUCUACUGUUGUGGAAGCAACGACUGCAUCGGUGGUUCCAGAAACUGUGGUGAGACAGCAAUUACGGUUAAUUUUUGAAGAAUCAGGCAACACGGACAGAAGAAAGGGACAACAGGGUCAACAAGACGGACUUAUUGCAUAUAACAUAGCUAAACAUUAAGCUGUAAAAUAUUCUAUAUGCUAUUUUGUGUAUUUUUGUGAUGGUCAUAACUCAGAAUUACAAAGAAAUCAUUGGACUUUUUUUUUUGAAUCUGCAAUAUGGGUAUAUAAGUUUUUUAUGUCA